Molecule: messenger RNA, 2157 nt
Organism: Manihot esculenta (cassava)
Lineage: Eukaryota; Viridiplantae; Streptophyta; Magnoliopsida; Malpighiales; Euphorbiaceae
Product: ABC transporter G family member 1
Exons: 8
Coding region: 36-2081 (681 amino acids)
Cellular component (GO): membrane
Molecular function (GO): ATP hydrolysis activity; ATP binding; ABC-type transporter activity
Source: RefSeq, a predicted model, not a curated record
UUUCAAUCACACUUUUGUGCAAAAUAUUACAAACCAUGGCUUCUUUGCAUAGUGACCAAGAGAUCAUGACUGCAUUACAAGUGGAAACUAUGAAUCCACUGCCACCCAUUAGAAAAGGCAGAGGAGGAGGGGGUGGUGGUGGCGGCGGCUGCGGUGUCGCUGAUGGUGUUUCGUUGACUUGGGAGGACUUAUGGGUGACUGUUUCAAAUGGGAGAAAAGGUAACAAAUCCAUACUGCAGGGUGUAACUGGCUAUGCUCAGCCUGGUGAGCUGCUGGCUAUAAUGGGUCCUUCUGGUUGUGGCAAGUCUACCCUUCUUGAUGCUUUAGCCGGAAGGCUCAGUUCAAAAGCGAAGCAAACAGGAGAUAUUCUAAUCAACGGACAUAAACAAAGAUUGGCUUACGGCACAUCGGCAUAUGUAACUCAAGAUGACACUUUGAUCACAACAUUAACAGUAAGAGAAGCAGUUUACUACUCAGCUCAGCUUCAGUUGCCAGAUUCAAUGUCAAAAUCAGAGAAGAAGGAGAGAGCAGAGAUGACAAUAAGAGAAAUGGGAUUACAAGGAGCCAUGAACACAAGAAUAGGAGGCUGGGGAGUGAAAGGCCUCAGUGGUGGGCAAAAGAGAAGAGUCAGCAUUUGCAUAGAAAUCCUUACACACCCUAAGCUUCUCUUCCUUGAUGAACCCACAAGUGGCCUUGAUAGUGCAGCUUCUUAUUAUGUGAUGAGCAGAAUUGCAACUCUGGAACAGAAAGAUGGGAUCAGAAGAACUAUCAUUGCUUCUAUUCAUCAGCCCAGCAGUGAAGUCUUUCAUCUAUUCAAUAGCCUUUGCCUUCUUUCUUCUGGUAAAGUGAUAUAUUUUGGCCCAGCUUCUGCAGCAAAUGAGUUUUUUGCUUUGAAUGGCUUCCCCUGCCCUAUUCUCCAGAACCCAUCUGAUCAUUUCCUGAAAACCAUAAACAAAGAUUUUGAGAAGGAUCUUGAACAAGGAAAUGGCGAGGCAAUGAGCACAGAGGAAGCAAUUGCUACCCUUAUAAAAUCAUACAAAUCAUCCACCAAUUAUCAACAAGUUCGAAGACAAGUUGCUGAAAUAUACAAACAAGAGUCUGGAGAGGUGGAGAAGGAAAGAAGUCGGGCUACCUUCCUCACUCAGAGUCUGGUCCUUACAAGAAGGUCUUUUGUGAACAUGUAUCGAGACCUAGGCUAUUACUGGCUGCGUCUCGCAGUCUAUGUGGCCUUGGCUAUAAGCCUUGCAACUGUGUUUUCAGAUAUUGGAUUUAGUUAUAAGUCGAUCCAGGAUAGAGGCUCACUGCUAAUGUUUGUUGCUACUUUCUUGACGUUCAUGACCAUUGGUGGAUUCCCUUCUUUUGUGGAGGACAUGAAGGUGUUUGAGCGAGAAAGAUUAAAUGGGCAUUAUGGAGCAACUGCAUUUGUCCUCGGCAACACAUUCUCUUCAAUGCCAUACUUGCUGCUUGUAUCCCUAAUUCCUGGAGCUAUAACUUACUAUCUUCCUGGUCUUCACAAGGGAUCUGAACACUUCCUAUACUUCAUUAUGACAUUAUUUGCUUGUAUGACGCUUGUUGAGAGCAUGAUGAUGACUGUUGCAAGCAUAGUUCCAAAUUUUCUAAUGGGUAUUAUAACUGGAUCUGGGAUUCAAGCAAUCAUGUGUUUAGUUGGAGGAUUCUUCAGGUUGCCAAAUGAUCUUCCAAGGCCAUUUUGGAAGUACCCAGUCUUCUAUGUUUCUUUCCAUAGGUAUGCUUAUCAAGGCCUGUUCAAAAAUGAAUUUGAAGGCCUAAAGUUUCCUAGUAACGAUCAAGCUGGGAGGCUGCAGGAAGAUUCACGUACCAUUGGUGGUGAAGAAAUUGUGAGGAAGAUUUGGCAAAUGGAUUUGAGUUACUCUAAGUGGGUUGAUCUUUCUGUUUUGUUAGGAAUGGUUGUGAUUUACAGGCUUGUGUUCUUGGGUAUUAUCAAGAUAAAGGAGAAGGUUAAGCCUGUUAUUGCAGCUUUUGUUUCAGUUCCUCCUAAGCAAACUACACAAAUCAUGGAGAAUCCCAUCACUACACCUUUGCAUGGGGAGAAUUAUAACUAAAAUGGGAUUUUUUCUUUGAUACUUAGUUGCUUAGUUCUAGGCUAAAAUGGAAUUGUAACUAAGCUGUAUUAGGUUU